Molecule: messenger RNA, 840 nt
Organism: Oppiella nova
Lineage: Eukaryota; Metazoa; Arthropoda; Arachnida; Sarcoptiformes; Oppiidae
Source: the annotation of a GenBank genome assembly
CAGGGUUGGGUCGAAGGCAUCGUAAACUUGGGUCUCAUGUAUAUGAAUGGUUUGGGUGUCGCUCGUGAUUACCGUCGAGCCAUCAGAUUCUUUACCCUCGCCUUACAGUCCCAGCACUUGUUAGCCAUCUAUCAUUUGGGACAACUGUUUGGCGGCGGCCAUGGAGUGGCCAUAUCGUGUCGGACGGCCGUUUCGCACUUUAAAUCAGUGGCCGAAAGGGGUGUCUGGUCUCGAGAAUUGACUGAAGCCGACAACCACUACAAGAAUAACAAAGUCCUGCAGGCGUUCAUGAAAUACGCGUUUCUGUCGGAUAUGGGUUACGAAAGCGCUCAGAGUAACAGUGCUUUCAUUUUAGAAAAUAAACCCAUCGAUGGUCUCGAUAUAGAUGGCUAUAAACGCCAAAGUCUUGCCGUCAAAUACUGGACUCAGUCGGCAGCGCAAGGCCUGUCAUUCUCGCGCAUCAAAGUCGGUGAUUAUCAUUACUACGGGAUGGGAACGCCUGUCAACUAUGGUUUGGCCGCUCAGUACUAUCGCAAAGCGUCUGAAUUGCGGUUUUCAUCGCAAGCUCUCUUCAAUUUGGGAUUUUUACACGAAAAGGGUUUAGGAGUCCAUCGGAACACCAAAAUGGCUCUCAUUUACUACGAUAUGUCCGCUCAGGUCGACAGCGACGCCAAAGUAGCCGUCUUUCUGGCCAAACAUAAACUCAAAGCCACUCAACAGUUGCAGACAUUUCUCAGUUUCAUUGACUUAAGGAAAUAUUUUGGAAACAAAUGGGAUUUGGUUUUGAUUUUCGUACUGUUCAUUGCAAUGACUUUUGCGGUGUAUUUCAAAUUGAAAUGA